Cynocephalus volans (Philippine flying lemur) is the source of this 1728-nucleotide messenger RNA. RefSeq names its product cyclic nucleotide gated channel subunit alpha 4 (gene CNGA4). Lineage: Eukaryota; Metazoa; Chordata; Mammalia; Dermoptera; Cynocephalidae. Gene Ontology annotation, molecular function: protein-containing complex binding; cGMP binding; voltage-gated potassium channel activity. Bases 1 to 1728 code for a protein of 575 amino acids. The record is from RefSeq and is a predicted model, not a curated record. Gene Ontology annotation, biological process: monoatomic cation transmembrane transport; potassium ion transport. Gene Ontology annotation, cellular component: plasma membrane; intracellular cyclic nucleotide activated cation channel complex. The transcript has 6 exons.
AUGAGCAAGGACAGCAAAGUGAAGACAACAGAGUCCAGCCCCUCUGCCCCAUCUAAGGCCAGGAAGUCGGUGCCUGUCCUGGACCCAUCUGGGGAUUACUACUACUGGUGGCUGAACACAAUGGUCUUCCCAGUAAUGUAUAACCUCAUCAUCGUUGUGUGCAGAGCCUGUUUUCCCGACUUGCAGCACGGUUAUCUGGUGGCCUGGUUGGUGCUGGACUACACAAGCGACCUGCUGUACCUAUUGGACAUCGUGGUGCGCUUCCACACAGGAUUUUUAGAUCAGGGUAUUCUGGUCGUGGACAAGGGCAGGAUCGCGAGUCGCUACGUUCGCACCUGGAGCUUCUUGUUGGACCUGGCUUCCCUGAUGCCCACCGACGUGGCUUAUGUGCAGCUGGGCCCGCACACACCCACACUGAGACUGAACCGCUUUCUCCGUGUGCCCCGCCUCUUCGAGGCCUUUGACCGCACCGAGACCCGCACAGCUUACCCAAACGCCUUUCGCAUCUCCAAGCUAAUGCUUUACAUUUUUGUCGUCAUCCAUUGGAACAGCUGCCUAUACUUUGCCUUGUCCCGGUACCUGGGCUUCGGGCGUGACGCAUGGGUGUACCCGGACCCCGCAGAGCCUGGCUUCGAGCGCCUGCGGCGCCAGUACCUCUACAGUUUUUACUUUUCCACGCUGAUCCUGACGACGGUGGGCGAUACGCCGCUGCCAGCCCAGGAGGAGGAGUAUCUCUUCAUGGUGGGCGACUUCCUGCUGGCCGUCAUGGGUUUCGCCACCAUCAUGGGUAGCAUGAGCUCUGUCAUCUACAACAUGAACACUGCAGAUGCGGCUUUCUACCCCGAUCACGCGCUCGUGAAGAGGUACUUGAAGCUGCAGCACAUCAACCGACGGCUGGAGCGGCGAGUUAUCGACUGGUACCAGCACCUGCAGAUCAACAAGAAGAUGGUCAAUGAAGUAGCCAUUUUACAGCACUUGCCCGAGCGGCUGCGGGCAGAAGUGGCUGUGUCUGUACACCUAUCUACUCUAAGGCGGGUGCAGAUCUUCCAGAACUGUGAGGCCAGCCUGCUGGAAGAGCUGGUGCUGAAGCUGCAGCCUCAGACCUACUCACCAGGCGAAUAUGUAUGCCGCAAGGGGGACAUUGGCCGGGAGAUGUACAUCAUCCGCGAGGGUCAACUGGCCGUGGUGGCAGAUGACGGUGUCACACAGUAUGCUGUGCUUGGUGCGGGGCUCUACUUUGGGGAGAUCAGCAUCAUCAACAUCAAAGGGAACAUGUCUGGGAAUCGCCGUACAGCUAACAUCAAGAGCCUAGGUUAUUCGGACCUGUUCUGCCUGAGCAAGGAGGACUUGCGGGAGGUGCUGAGCGAGUAUCCACAAGCCCAGACCGUCAUGGAGGAGAAGGGCCGUGAGAUCCUGCUCAAAAUGAAUAAAUUGGACGUGAAUGCCGAGGCAGCUGAGAUUGCCUUACAGGAGGCCACAGAGUCCCGGCUGCGAGGCCUUGAUGAGCAGCUUGAUGAUCUACAGACCAAGUUUGCUCGCCUCCUGGCUGAGCUGGAGUCCGGUGCACUUAAGAUUGCUUACCGCAUAGAACGGCUGGAGUGGCAGACUCGAGAGUGGCCGAUGCCUGAGGACCUGGCCGAGGCUGAUGAUGAGGGCGAGCCUGGGGAGGGAACUUCCAAAGAUGGAGAGGGCAGGGCCAGCCAUGAGGGACCCUCAGGCCCAGAGUGA